Messenger RNA from Colletotrichum fioriniae, 1038 nucleotides. The record is from RefSeq and is a predicted model, not a curated record. NCBI's taxonomy places the organism in Eukaryota, Fungi, Ascomycota, Sordariomycetes, Glomerellales, Glomerellaceae.
AUGUCGGGACGUAUCGAUACACACAUUCACGCGCUUCCUCCAGCCUACCUUGCAGCGGUGAACGCCGCAGGAGGGGACCCUUCCGGGUUUCCAUCGCCUGAGUGGUCUCUAGAUGCCACUGUCAAGCUGAUGGAUAGUAUCAGCACAUCGAUAGGAAUACUAUCAGUCUCAGCCCCCGGUGCAUCGAUCGCGGGAAGUGGUGAGGACGGGCGAAAGCUUGCACAUACCUUGAACAACGACCUCGCAAACCAAAUCAGCAAGUCACUAGCGGGGAAACGGCUUGGAUUCUUUGGAGUGCUCCCUGACUGGGAAGACGUCGACGGCGUAAUAUCAGAAAUCGAGUUUCUUUACCAGAAGCAGAGACUCUGUCACGGUGUAACCGUCUUUACCUCGUACGGGGGCAAGCUCCUCGGGGACCCAGCCUUCAAGCCCAUCUGGGAGAAGCUGCAAGCUCAAAAGGCUCUCAUCUUUCUCCAUCCGACGGGCCUCGACGUGACGCCAAAGCUCAUAGCUUCAGCUCUCCCGCAGCCGAUCGUCGACUACCCUCUCGCGACUACCCGGGCCGCGGUGGACCUUGUCCUAACCGGGACCCUCCACUCCUGUCCCGACGUCGACGUGAUUCUCUCGCACGCUGGAGGAACUCUCCCAUUCCUAGCCACCCGUGUGCUUGGAACCCUCAACAUCCCAGCCCUCGCUGAUGUCGUAGCUGUGGAUUAUGAGACUGCGCAGGCCGACUUUGCUCGGUUUUAUUAUGACACGGCGUUGAGCUCCAGCCCGACCCAGCUAGGUGGCUUACUCGACUUUGCCGAUCCGUCUCACAUUCUUUUCGGAUCGGAUUUCCCAUACUGCCCUGAUCUGCUAAUUGAGCUUCAGGUUCUUUCCUACGAGGGGUUUGUUGCAUCUCAUCCAAGAGGGUCGGUUCUUGCACCCGAGAUUUUGCGAGACAACUCCAUGGCCUUAUUGAAGAAGCACAGUCAGGGGAGCGAUCCAGAUUGGGACUGUGAAGUGAAGAAGGUGGUGCAUGAGUCGAAGAUGUAA